Molecule: messenger RNA, 1221 nt
Organism: Bipolaris victoriae FI3
Lineage: Eukaryota; Fungi; Ascomycota; Dothideomycetes; Pleosporales; Pleosporaceae
Exons: 3
Coding region: 1-1221 (406 amino acids)
Biological process (GO): mRNA alternative polyadenylation
Cellular component (GO): mRNA cleavage and polyadenylation specificity factor complex
Molecular function (GO): mRNA binding
Source: RefSeq, a predicted model, not a curated record
AUGGCUGACGACGACAACUUCGACAUCGACAUCUACGGAGAUGACUCGUACCAAGAUUCGACCGCACAGCAUGAUACCACCGUAACCGACGCCAAUGCCCCAAACGCAGAUGCCAAUGUAGCCAACGCAAACGACGCACAAGAGAACGCGGCUACCGAAAUGGGAGAUCAGACAACCAACCUCAAAGGUCCAGGUGAAGCAACCAACGGAAACGGCCACCACGACCAGAGCACACAACAGAUAGCAUCCACAGGAGGCGCAUCCGGUCUCGAUGUUCACAAGCAGGCACCUCAGCAGCAGGGCACCAAGCGAAAGCAAGGCGAGGACGAUGAUCGCCCCACCGAUCCCGGAGCUACAGCCGCUUUGAUGAUCAACGACGUCAACUGGUGGAUUAGCGAAGAGGAUAUUCGUGGAUGGGCUAACCAGAGUGGUUGUGAAGACGAGCUCAUUGAAGUCACCUUUAAUGAGCACAAGGUCAAUGGAAAGAGCAAAGGUCAAGUUUUUACCCUACUAAACUCACCGCAAGCAGCUACUGCUCUCAAGCAUCAAAUUGAGACCUUGUUCAAAGACCAAGCCCAUACUAAAAAACCGACCGCCAUCUUCAGUCCCCCACAUGUCAACCCGUUCAAGACGCUACCAAAGGACGUACCCGCACGAGACAAGGGCAGGAACGAUCGUGCUUCAUCUGGUAACUUUGGUGGCCAGGGUGGUGGCUUUAACAACAGGGGCGGGUAUAACAACAAUAACCGAGGAAACUUCAACAGAGGUGGCGGCAUGGGCUACCAGAACAAUCGCAAUUUCUCGCCUGCUGGUGGCAACAUGGGAGGUAAUAUGGGAGGCUAUGGCACACAAGCUCCGAUGAACAACUUUGGCAACCCCAUGGGGGGCAUGAACAACUUUGGAGGUAACUUCAACCGCGGCGGCAUGAUGGGUGGUAACAUGCGGGGUGGCAUGGGCAACCGUGGCCGUGGCGGCAACAUGGGCAUGAACGCCAUGGGCGGAGCUCCUAUGGGUGGUAUGAACAUGCCAAUGGGCGGCAACAUGAUGGGCAUGGGUACCAAUAUGAUGGGUAUGGGCGGUGGCAACAUGGGAAUGAUGGGAGGAAUGGGAGGUGGUUUUGGCGCCAACCCAGGCUUUAAUCCAGGAUUCUUCCAAGGCCAGGGCGGUAACGAUGGCAGCUGGCAAAACCCACACGGCGCUAAGAGGCCACGUCCUGAGUAG